AUGUUAGUGAUGCAAGUGAUGAUGAGUGGUGUUAAUAGAGAUGAUGGCGGUGAUAGCGAUGUUGAUAAUGGUGAUGCAAAUGAUGGUGACGAUGAUGGAAUCAGAUGCGUACCAACGCCCUGUGGCAUUGCUGGAUCUAUACUAAGCGGCCGCGGUAAAAGUGCGGAAAUCCAGAUGCAAAACAUCUGUCUAAUGAAACACAGGAAGCACAAAGCCGAAAGUGCAAAUUUGCGUGUUCAUAAGGACACGACACUUCUGUCACUGUUUCGUGCGUCGCCAACAUCACGCAUUUGCUUCGGCAUCAUGCUACUGUCCACAGCAGCCACCGUCCAUGGCGUACUGCUUACAGCUGACCAGCAAGAGGAAGACAGCUCUGCCAGCUGCACUCACUUGGAUCUCUCAUCGGCAUCAGGUCCGGUCAACUUUCUCAUUCUACGGCGAAUUGCGCAAAAUUUGCCACAGUCAUACAUAUCACCAAAAUCGCGCAAUCUCUUAACGCGAUGUGGCAGAUGUCUCGCUUGA
Messenger RNA from Gongylonema pulchrum, 522 nucleotides. Lineage: Eukaryota; Metazoa; Nematoda; Chromadorea; Rhabditida; Gongylonematidae. The record is from the annotation of a GenBank genome assembly.